Molecule: messenger RNA, 1634 nt
Organism: Drosophila willistoni
Lineage: Eukaryota; Metazoa; Arthropoda; Insecta; Diptera; Drosophilidae
Gene: M1BP
Product: transcription factor Ouib
Exons: 4
Coding region: 100-1422 (440 amino acids)
Biological process (GO): regulation of transcription by RNA polymerase II
Cellular component (GO): nucleus
Molecular function (GO): zinc ion binding; DNA-binding transcription factor activity; RNA polymerase II cis-regulatory region sequence-specific DNA binding
Source: RefSeq, a predicted model, not a curated record
CUGGCCACACUGUGCGUACAGCUGACAAGCGACGCGUUUAAUUUUCCAUACUUUUGUCGAAAAAAAAAAAAGAAACAUUGAAUUUGCUUGGAAAUAAUAAUGUCAAAAGCAACCUUAAAGCAGUACCGCAACACUUGCCGUGUUUGUGGCAAGUACGCGAGCAUAAAAAGAUCACCAAAAUUGUUUGACUGGAACAAUACCAAACUUAUUGACAACAUUGAGACGCUCACGGGAAUUAGGCUGGAGAACUAUAGCUGCCUUCCGGAUCUUAUAUGUGAAUGCUGCAAUAUCGAAUUGGCUGGAGCCAUUAAGCUGCGGGAACGAUGCAUUUUGGCGCAAAGAGAAUUGUUGAUGGGGCUUUCACAAGAGCAGUGCGAAACCAUUUCUCCACAGUACAGGGCCACCAUUUUGGGUGGAGUAUUGGAUGACGAGACGUCUCAGCUUCAGGAACAGCAGCUAGAAGACGAGGAAAAAUGCGAAGAGGAAGAGCUGGAUCACAAUGAAAUCAUUCUGAAAGAAGAAGUUGUCGAUGUGAAGAUAAUUGAUAAAGAUGAGUUCGAUAAUGAGUUUCUGGAGGUGAACGAAGUUGGCGACAUAAUCGAAGGAGAUAUGAGCGUUGUGACCACCGAAGAAAUUAUCCAGGAUCCCGAAGACGAUGCAAAUUCAAUAAUUGAAGAGGCGGAGUACGAAUAUAUGACGGCCGACGAAUUGGAUGUAGCUGAGACGGAGGCUUCAGUGGAUCAAAUCAUUGUCGCCGAUUCUACGGAUGCAUAUGUCUACGAUUCGGACGAUGAAGUUGCCGUAUUGGAUAAUGUCUUGGACGACGAGUAUGAACAUGAAAACAGUGUGGUGAAGAAGUCUAGUUUACCGCCUAAGCCUAAAAUUAAGCCUGACGAUCCGCGAAGAAGAGGCGCUGGAGGAUUAUAUAUAUGCGACCAAUGCGGAAACCAUGUCAAGGGUCGAAUGGCCUUCGAACUGCAUUGUCGUCGGCAUCGUGGUGACAAGCAAUUUGCAUGCGAGAUCUGUGCGAAUCGUUUUUGUACCACAUCGGAACUAAAACGUCAUAUGCGCAAGCACACUGGAGAGCGACCAUUUGCCUGUCAGUACUGUGGACGAUGCUUCACCGACUACACCACUCGCGUUAAGCACGAAAGAACCCACACCAAUGAACGACCUUAUGCUUGUGGAACGUGCGGCAAAGCAUUCACAACAGGAUACAUACUAAAGAACCACAUGCUCAUACAUUCCGGCGAGCGAGCGUAUAGAUGCGAGUUGUGUGACAAGUCCUUUAUGUUGCCAACCCAUCUUAGCACUCAUUUCCGCUCAGGAGUUCAUAAGCGUCAUGUAGAAAAGGCUGAAAUGGAGCAAAAACUGGAACUUAAAAUGGAAAUGGAUGACGACCAUUUACAGAUUCAAGAUUAAUUGAACUAAGAAUAAAAAGGAAAAUACAAGAGUUAAUGAUAAGAUUAAUUUAAAAUAUGCAAACAAUACAAAAUUCUUCCAUGAGUGCAAAAAACCAAACAUAAAUGGCACGAAUAUAAACGACAAAAAAUGUGAAUGCACGUUCGGAAAAUAAUUAUUUAGCAUAUAGUAAUAUUAAUUGUGCAAAAUAAAAAUAAUUAUACAUAUAUACA